AAGGGAAAGUCGAAAGAAAUGAGGAAAAUUCCAAUUGUAAACUUAUCUUUAUAUAUUUCUUCAAGUGGUAACCAGUAAACAAUACAGAGAGAGGAAUUGUAGGAGAGAAAUCAGUAUGAGGGAUUCGGUAAUGGAUCUUUUUGACCCGAGAACGGCAGUGAUGGACUCGGAUAAUUCGUCGCCUACCAGGUCCCCUAACCCGGACUUCGCGUUCGCCUUCAACGACAGCAACUUCUCGGACCGGGUCCUCCGGAUCGAGAUAGUAUCCGAUUCACUCGAGACCCAACCUGAGUCCCAGGUUUGCCACACCGUCGCCGACUGGGCACGCAAGAGCAAGCGUCACAGAGGCGACGUCGCCAAGAUGGAAAAUGACAUGUGCCACUCUUUUACAGCUUUGGACAUCAAUACUCACCCUGAGGAGCAGAUUUUAGAUAGUCAGCAGCCUGAUAUCGAUGAUGAUGUGGGUGAUGAAAAUCAUGAUGAAGAAGAAAUUCGGUUGAUAGAAGAAUCACCCUCAGGUAUGGGAAAAAUAUUAAUUCUGGUUUUCGUUGUUAAUUCAUUUAUUGACAUUAUGUUACAACUGAAGUCAACAAAUUCGUGUUCAGCAUAUAAAUUCUUCGAAUGUUUGAAGGGAAACAAGCCAACACAGUCAUUAAUUUGGCUUUUCAUAUCAAAAUUGUAGAUAAUAGAUCCAGGAUGACAUGCAAUGAGGAGAAUAUUACACAAAUAAAUUGCAGUAAGGUCCAUUUAAAUUGCAAUAAGGCCCAAAAGGAGUGCUGUCAGAAAAAUGAAUGAAAAAAUGUCAGAUAAAUGAAUAAAAAAUUGGCUUGGGAAAGUUUUGGAAAGUGUGUUUGUGUAUUAGUCAACAACCAGAGAUUUAAAUUAAUUUAUGAAGAAGAAAUUCGGUUGAUAGAAGAAUAACCCUCAGGUGUGGGAAAAAUAUUAAUUCUGGUUUUCGUUGUUAAUUUAUUUAUCGACAUUAUGUUACAACUGAAGUCAACAAAUUCGUGUUCAGCAUAUAAAUUCUUAGAUCGUUUAAAGGGAAACAAGCCAACACAGUCAUUAAUUUGGCUUUUCAGAUCAAAAUUGUAGAUAAUAAAUCCAGGAUGACAUGCGAUGAGGAGAAUAUUACACAAAUAAUUUGCAGUAAGGUCCAUUUGAAUUGCAAUAAGGCCCAAAAGGAGUGCUGUCAGAUAAAUGAAUGAAAAAAUGUCAGAUAAAUGAAUAAAAAAUGGCUUGGGAAGGUUUUGGAAAGUAUGUUUUAAUACUUGUAUGUCAUGUUGGUGUAUUAGUCAACAAACAGAGAUUUAAAUUAAUUUGUCCAGUCAUCAAAAUCUUUUUGUGACCAUGCUAUAACUUUUUUUGACUGAAACACUAGUUAAAUGUUCAAUUCUUCUGAAAAUUUGUGUUUGCUUUGCUGAAGGAAAUUUUUUCUGCUUUUGGAUAUUUGGUUCAGCGAGAUUAGAAUAUUAAAAAAAUGACUUGGAAACAGUGAAACGGGCCUUCAGCCGUGUAAAUGUCUAAACAUAGCAGUAUGUAUUUCAUUGCAAUCAGAAGAGGUCAGGUGGUGAGGGUUGGAUAUAGCCUGGAACGUGAAAUUUUAGGGAAUUUAGAAUUAUAGGUUUUCCAUACGAGUCAUAGCAUAUUUAUGGAUCGCAUGAGCAGGUCACUUGUUAUCUAUUAUUUAGUUGUUUGAAUGUAUUGCAUCAUGUAACAUGUGAAUUUAUUGAAAUUAGGCCUUUCUCUCUUGGCUAUUCAGCAAUAUAAGUGAUGCAGCACCAAUAGAAAAUUUAAUGAGGAAGAGAAAAUCAAUGAAUCGGGAAGAAGAAUUCAGGGUAAGGGAUGGAAGAAGAAGAAAAUAGGGGAAGAAGAAGAAGGGGAAAGGGGGGAAAUUUCGCCACAAACCACCAAAUUUUUUUAUUCAAUUAUCAACUAAUGAAAUUACAUGGAAAAGUAAGUUUAAAUAGUAAACCAAAACCCUAACUAGAAUGGGCUUGGGUCAAUAGAAGCCCAAUAAAAAUCCACAACAGAAUAAAGUCUACCAAAAUGAAAUAAGGUCCAAAAUGAAGUAAUGUUCGACGAGAAAUAAAUAAAAAGACUGAACGCCAAUUCUAUUGGCGUGAUAAGACUAUAGAGGAGGUUGAACGCCAAUUCUAUUGGUCUAGUUUGAAGAAAAUGUGGCUACGAUUGUUAGUACAUGUAAUACUUGUCAAUUGGCUAAACAGAAGAGGCAAAACACAUGCCUCUACACUUCUCUUCCCGUCCCCAAUUGUUCUUGACAAGAUGUUAGUAUGGAUUUUGUGUUAGAACUUCCAUGCACUCCAAAGAAACAUGAUUCUAUUUUUGUGGUUGUCGAUCGUUUCUCGAAAAUGACUUAUUUUAUCCCCUGUAGUAAGAUCUCGGAUGCGUCCAAGGUUGCCAUGUUAUUCUUUAAUGAGAUUGUCAAAUUGUAUGGGCUUUCUAAGACCAUUGUGUCUGAUAGAGAUAUUUGUUUCACUAGCUAUUUUUGAAGAACUAUGUGGCAAAAGAUGGGUGCCAAAUUGAAAUUUUCUACGACCUAUUACCCUCAGACUGACGGUCUAACUGAAGUAGUUUUGGUAAUUUGUUACGAUGUCUGGUACGGGAAAAUCUUCGAAAUCAGGAUUUAAUCCUUCCUAUAGCUAAAAUUGUGUAUAACAGUUCCAUGAAUCGCUCACUAGUUAUGAGUCCAUUUGAAGCCAUUCAUGGGUAUAAAUUUAGGAAGCUGUUAGAUCUCAUUCCUAUAUCCCCACAGGCUAGGGUGUCAGUGUCAGCCGAAGUAUUUGCACAUCUUCGUGAUUUGCAUAUUGAGAUCAAUAAACAACUUGAAGCCAGUAAUGCAAAAUAUAAACUCCAAGCUGAUUUGCAUAAACGACAUGUUGAGUUUAACAUUGGAGAUUACGUUAUGGUCCGCAUUAGGCCAGAGCGGCGUCUACAUGUACCUGCCUCCAAAUUGCAAGCUCGUAAUGCUGGUUCUUUUAAAAUUUUAAAGCAAGUUGGUCCAAAUGCAUAUGUUGUUGACAUUCCA
This is a messenger RNA of Olea europaea var. sylvestris, 3046 nucleotides long. Its product is annotated as BTB/POZ domain-containing protein POB1-like. The transcript is spliced from 2 exons. The record is from RefSeq and is a predicted model, not a curated record. Gene Ontology annotation, cellular component: nucleus. Bases 116 to 682 code for a protein of 188 amino acids. Lineage: Eukaryota; Viridiplantae; Streptophyta; Magnoliopsida; Lamiales; Oleaceae. Gene Ontology annotation, biological process: response to red light.